GGGAUACGUGAGGAGGGAUACGUGAGGAGAGAUACGUGAGGAGAGAUACGUGAGGAGGAUUCCCGGGAUCGACCAGGCAGAGGCCAUGACGUGUGACCACUGCACAAAGGCGGAAUGCUCCAAGAGGAAAGGGGUGACCCCCGGAGCAGCGGGGGAGCAGGCGGGGAGCGCGGGGGAGCAGGCGGGGGAGCAGGCGGGGGAGCAGGGCGCAGAGGAGAAGGGACCGGGCCGGGGUGAGUGUGGUGGUGAGGAGCGGACGCAGGCUCUGCUGGUCAGCGACUGCCUGGCGUGCGGAGGGUGCCUGUCAGCGGGUGAGCGCGUGCUCAUGGCUCAGCAGAAUCCCAAGCAGCUGAUGGACGUGCUGCGCCCGCCAGAGGGCGGGCGCCGGGUGCGGGAGGUGGUGGCGUCGGUGUCACCCGAGUCGCUGGCGUGGCUGGCGGCACGGUACGGCAUGGACACGGCGGAGACGGCACGCAGACUCACGGGCUUCCUGCACGGCCUGGGUGUGCACCGUGUACUGGACGUGUCGGUGGCACGCGACGUGGCGCUCGCCGAAUGCCAGCGCGAGUUUGUGCAGCGAUUCCGUCAUGAGCCGGCACGACUUCCCCUUCUCACAUCCUCCUGCCCCGGCUGGGUGCGCUUUGUGGAGCGACUGCACGGGGAGGCGGUGACUCCCUACCUGAGCCGCGUUCGCUCGGCGCAGCAGGUGAUGGGAGCCCUGCUCAAGGAGAGGUUUGCUCAGCGGCAGGGAGUCGGACCCGAGGAGCUGUUCCACGUCACGGUGAUGCCGUGCUACGACAGGAAGCUGGAGGCCACUCGGCCAGAGUUCCGGCACGCGACUGUGGAGACACCACACGUGGACUGCGUCCUCACCACCGGUGAGCUGGUUUCCAUGCUGGAUGCAGAAGGGAAGUCACUGGCGGAGGUAGAGCCAGGUGCCCUGGAUACUCUGUUCGGGGAGGAGGGUGCAGAGGGCCCUGCACAGGAGCGGCUUUGGGGGCCUGGGCGGCCAGGGGGCCCUGAUGGCGCCGUGGGCUGCUACCUGGAGGCCGUGCUGAGGCACGCAGCGCACGAGCUCUUCGGGGUCGACGUGAGAGAGGUGACCUACAGCACGCUGCGCAACAAGGACAUGUGGGAGGCGCGCGUGGAACGGGACGGCGAGGUGUUGCUGCGCUUUGCCGGCGCGUGCGGCCUGCGCAACGUGCAGAACGUCGUGGCCAAGCUGCGCCGCGGCCGCCUACCGUACCACUUCGUGGAGAUCUCCGCAUGCCCCUCCGGCUGCCUGAAUGGACCGGGUCAGCCCAGCGAUCAGGCCGGCGGUCAAGCCGGCAGUCAGCCCGGUGGUCGGCCCGGCGGUCAAGCCGGCAGUCAGCCCAGCGGUCAAGCCGGCAGUCAGCCCAGCGGUCAAGCCGGCAGUCAGCCCAGCGGUCAAGCCGGCCGUGGCGACCUUGCCGCGGCACAGGAAGCGUACCGCGCCGCCACUCCUCGUGACCCCCCUGACCUCCGGGAGGUCGCCUCUGAUUGGCUGGGAGAGGCCGACUCGGGGAGAGCUCUGAGAGAGCUGGUCACCACCACUUUCCAGACGCGCGCGACGGGGGACAGGGAGCAGGGCCACCAGUGGUGACGGGGGUCGAGGUAGGGGAUGACGCACACUCGUGUAAAAAAGGCAGAGGUGCAACUCUGUAAUUUCUCGGUUGCACCACUGCUGUAGCGGGAGGGGCCCCCUCCCACCAGAGGGAGCUCUGCGCUGGCUCAGAUGUCUUGGAAUAAGUAGGAGUACUUGCGUAUCAACGCCCCCGCUGCCGAUCGACUAACUGUGGGUGUGCCCAUUCGUACUGCCGGGCUCUGACGAUGGUGGUGGUGUGGGGGGGGGGGCGGGGAUAUUCACAAAACAUGCGCCGUCGUUUCAACUGCCGAGCUUGGGGGAUCGAAACCGAUCCGACCUCUGAACCGGUGACCUCUGAAGUCAGGUGACCCCCCCCCUAAACCGCCACGCCACAGUGGCAGCUCGUACGACGUACGUGUUCGUUAAUAAAGCAUGCACUGAUUGGAGCUUGUGCCGGAGAGAUGUUUUGCACUAUUUAACUAUAAACUAUUUUAUUUUACCAGGUAAGGCCCGCUUAGCUGUAUAGCUUUUUGUUCAGAAACGACCUGGCUGUCACAAGUGAUGGCUCUCAACGAAGUGGCUUAUCACGGCACCGUCCUCAUUUAUAGCAGUAGCCAAAUCCUCUAAACGCGGGACAUCGAUUUUAAAUGUGGAGGGAAAAACGUGGAGAAAAAUCCACGCGACCACGGAGAGAGAGGCGCGCAAUGGGAGCGGUGCGACCCAUUUCAACGUGCGACCCUCGGCCUGGCGAGGCCACCGUGGGGAUCCCGGGCCGAGCACACUCGCCACUUUGCAAACUGGUGGUCGUGCGAACUUGGUAUCUUUUCGAUUUAAAGCUUUCGUGACUGCAGGGGUUCAUCUUCUUGGUUCUUUCGGUAAAGUC
This is a messenger RNA of Lethenteron reissneri (Far Eastern brook lamprey), 2489 nucleotides long. Its product is annotated as cytosolic Fe-S cluster assembly factor narfl-like. The record is from RefSeq and is a predicted model, not a curated record. NCBI's taxonomy places the organism in Eukaryota, Metazoa, Chordata, Hyperoartia, Petromyzontiformes, Petromyzontidae.